Molecule: messenger RNA, 2534 nt
Organism: Trematosphaeria pertusa
Lineage: Eukaryota; Fungi; Ascomycota; Dothideomycetes; Pleosporales; Trematosphaeriaceae
Product: HET-domain-containing protein
Exons: 3
Coding region: 122-2374 (750 amino acids)
Source: RefSeq, a predicted model, not a curated record
UUGAACGAGGUUGCGCAUCUAUGGCUACUGACGAAAAGAGAGCUGAACAAAAGGUGAGUAUCUAACAGAUUGGGGAGAAGUUCUGACGCAUCAGUAUUGUGAGCGUUGGAGCUGGGGAGGGAUGAGCAAAGCUUGCUGGAUUUCGCUGAGUCGGGUUUUGAAGCGGGCUAAGCCAAAUGAGUAUAGCUCACGUGUUAGGGCGGAUCCGUUUCAUUUGCCCCUCGACUCCGCUCCCCUCUCAUCAAUCAGAAUGCCAUCCUCAUCCGCUCCAGACUCAGAAAUCAGUACUCUCCCUCAUAGCUGCUUCCACUGUCGAAAGAUCAUCAUCAAUCCGCCUCCCCAGCCUAGAGUCCACGGCUUCCGCUGUCGCCUUCCUUACACCAGACGCGAAGCGCUUCAAGCCGCCAAAGAUGGCUGCCCAAUCUAUAAAAUGCUUGUCAAGGGCUAUCGGUUCGCGUCUACUCCAGAAGAGCUCCGUCAACUAGUCCGCGCUGUGCAAGGCAAGGCCGACUGGCGACUUCCACGCGUGGGUGUGUUUGGGUCACAAGAGAGGAUCAUCUACCUCGCAGAAAGCCUCAGCGAGCAUCCCUUCUCAAUCAGAUUCAACGAGAAUGGAUGGGCGCUCUUUGCCUGCCUGGCAUGGGGAAGCUGGUGGUUCUAUGUGAAUGCCCGACCAACCGAUCCAGCUGCGUCAGUCUUUCCCAUCCCACCUGUCAACAGAAAUGUUGCUUCUGCAGAGGCAUUUGACUGGGCCCGGAAGUGGUUGAAUGAGUGCGCCAACCAUGGACCCGAAACGCACCGUUUGUGCCCCUCAGCAAAGGACAUCGAGUUCACCCCGACACGGUUGCUACAGGUUGCACUCGAGGGAGGGCGCUAUCGUGUCCGACUUCGCGAGACUCUCCCACAUGAGCGUUUACGAUAUGUGUGCCUAAGCUACUGUUGGGGUGGCGACCAGCCCGUAAAGACGACAAAAGCAACGUUGGCCGAACGUGCACGAGGGAUCAACUUUCAGGCUCUUCCCAAGACUCUUCAAGAUGCGAUUUUCGUCACUCAACAGCUUCAGCUUUCUUUUAUUUGGAUAGAUUGCCUGACGAUCAUUCAGGAUGAUAAGGAGGACCUCGCGGUCGAGCUGCCGAAGAUGCCCGAGAUCUACAAAAACGCAUGGGUAACAAUCUCUGCAUCGAGUGCUAGCACCUGUUUUGAGGGCUUCCUUGAACAACGACGCCCAUCCGCCGAUACCCAAUGCGAGGAUGUCGCUCUCCGUUAUCAGUGUUCGAACGGAACGAUUGGCAAUAUUUAUAUGUUCCAGCACGAAUCGAAUACUGUGGAUCCAAUAGACAAAAGAGCAUGGACAUUCCAGGAACGUAGAAUCUCUCCCCGCUUUCUUGACUUUGCGAGUCAUCAACUGCGGUGGAAGUGUAACAGCAGAGCGUACUUUGAUGGAGGAUUUGCUCCCGCCAAUUACGAGGAACAAAAGACAAAAGGCACGCACGAACAAGUGAAGCCCGCUUCGUACAAUGAUAGUGGUGACGCCACUCUCGAACAAACCAUCUUCAAGGUCUGGCCGGAGAUCGUGGACAACUAUACCCAGCGGUCUUUAAGCUUUCCGGGCGACAAGCUCAUCGCGCUCGCCGCUCUUGCUAGCGAAAUUGGAGACCCCCUCAAUAUGACCUAUCUAGCGGGACUUUGGAAGGAGCACCUUCCAGCGCAGCUCCUUUGGCGGCUGUGGGGUGAGCCAGCAAAGCGGCCGGAGCUGUAUCGUGCUCCAAGCUGGUCCUGGGCAUCGGUUGACGGAUAUAUCAUGAUGGAGCACGAGGCGAACACAGACAGAGUCGCAAUUGAGGUUCUGGGGUGUACAAUCGAGCCAGUCACCAAAGGCUUUGUGUACGGCGCCGUAGAGUCUGGAACUUUAACCAUAAAAGGGCGCUUGUUGCCAGCGAUCUGGUCGAUUAAUCGAGAGGAUUGUCUCGCUUUAGAGGGCGUCUUCGAUUUCGAUUCGGAGUCCGAAGGGAUGUCGGACCUGGAGCAAGACCUUUCAGAUGACGAAAUGACUGAUAUACCAGAUACGCCUAGUGAGGCGGAAGCCUUGGAAACGACAUCAGACGCGGUCGAAGCCACAGUCCUGGAGCCUGUUGACCUCACCGCGGAUGCUAUCGAGGUCGGGUGGGAUAUGAACGACCCCGAUUUCGCCGUCGAAGUGCACUGCUUACAGGUCAUAUCCCAGACAACGACUGAUGGCUCUGCUGGCCUCCUCCUGGUUCUCUCAGACUCCAGUAAUCCUAGCUCCUACAAACGUGUUGGGCAUUUCAUUUUCGACAGUAGGAAGAACGACGUCUUUCAGAAUGUCGAUGAGCGAGUCAUGACGAUUGUCUGAAUUGUAGGCCCAGCUCUGCAUCCGCCCGAUUUCGGACCGGUCUACUAGUUACAAGCCCUCUCGUUGCACGUCAGACAAAUCCACAGCCAACUCGCCUAUCCUCUCCCUUCCGUCUAAUUCGGCAAUCUCUGCGUUUGCAUCCAUCUCCUUAAUAGUCUCC